AGCAGGAGAGUUUGGCGAGGGCAACUGAGCUGAGACUGAGGGAGCUUGCUCUGAAAUCUUGGAGGAGAUAUGGGAGCAGAAGUACUACCAUUCCCCCUGCCCAAGAAGCAGGGGCAGGCUCCUCUCAUCCUAGGACUCCAACCAUCUGCCCUUGUUGAUCAUGUUGCCAAGGUAGAUUGUUCUUUGCUCGAUCAAAUCCCUGGAGAGAGAGGUGGCUCUCAACCAGUUGGAAUUGAGGAACUGCAACAUUUACUGAAUGAGCUGAAAACCCACAUCCUCCCGUCUCCUGAUGACCCAUCUCCUAUGAAGACAAUAGCCGGUGGUAGUGUUGCUAAUACAAUCCGAGGUCUAACUGCAGGAUUUGGGAUCACAUCUGGAAUAAUUGGGGCAUAUGCUGAUGAUGAGCAAGGCCGCCUGUUUGUACAUAACAUGACCUAUAAUGGAGUGAACCUCUCGGGGUUGAAGAUGAAGCAGGGGCCCACCGCCCAGUGUGUAUGCUUGGUUGAUGCCUUCGGAAACCGCACAAUGAGGCCAUGCCUAUCAAAUGCUGUUAAACUUCAGGCUGAUGAAUUAACUAGAGAGGAUUUUAGAGACUCCAAGUGGUUAGUAAUGAGGUAUGCAGUACACAAUUUAGAAGUUAUUCGUGCAGCAAUUAGGAUUGCCAAACAAGAAGGAGUUUGUAUCUCCUUGGAUUUGGCCAGUUUUGAGAUGGUUCGAAACUUUAAGUCUCCCCUUCUAGAAUUACUGGAAUCUGGGGAUAUUGACCUCUGCUUUGCCAAUGAGGAUGAAGCCAAAGAGCUGCUAAGAGGUGAACAAAACACUGAUCCUGAGGCAGCUUUGAAUUUUCUUGCCAAACAUUGCCAAUGGGCUGUUGUGACACUAGGCUCUAAUGGAUGCAUAGCGAAGCAUGGAAAAGAGGUAGUAAGAGUUCCAGCUAUUGGAGAAAUGAAAGCAAUUGAUGCCACUGGAGCUGGAGACCUCUUUGCAAGCGGGUUUUUAUUUGGAUUGGUAAAGGGACUGCCCCUUGAGGAAUGCUGCAAAAUAGGUUCCUGCAGUGGCGGGACUGUGAUUCGUUCUCUUGGGGGAGAAGUCACACCAGAGAAUUGGCAGUGGAUGUACAAGCAUAUGAAGGUCAAAGGCCUCCUUGUUCCUGAAAUCUGUCAAUAACAGGCCUGUUGGUGGUUGUCAAUCUUGCAAUCUAAGGGCAGCUGAAAGGGAGUUGCAUUCUGGGGCAGUUUAGUAUUUUAUCUGAGACUACUCUUUGGCCUGGGAAUUCUGAUAGGGAAAUUUCGAGUCUUAAUUAUAAAGUUUCUACCUUUUCUAUGCAACUUUUUAUGCUUUUAUUUGAACUAACUACCGAAUUGUUUAACAGAUGAACACGAUUGUUCACUGCCUAGAUUUGUGAAUACUAAGUUUCUUAACCAUUGUUGCAUCCGCCCGCAGAUGUAAAGAUCGUAAUUUGGAUCAUUGACAGUUAAUGAUCUAUAGGCUUAGCUA
Molecule: messenger RNA, 1497 nt
Organism: Nelumbo nucifera (sacred lotus)
Lineage: Eukaryota; Viridiplantae; Streptophyta; Magnoliopsida; Proteales; Nelumbonaceae
Product: pfkB-like carbohydrate kinase family protein
Source: RefSeq, a predicted model, not a curated record